AUGAACUUCUAUCAAAUUAUCGUAGCCAUUGCCAUGCUGUUGGCUCUUGUUGGAACUUCGUUGGCCGCCAAGGAUGGGACCAAGUGGGAAAGAGAUAGCAAGGAUUCGUGCAAUGACCUAUAUCGAUUUUCGGAAGUGAACGUAAAAUGGUUGACGGAACAUUUCUUAAAUGAUGGAUCCGAAACACGAGGAGGAGCAUUAAGCGGUGAACGGCAAAUACGAACAUUCCUCCGCUACAUAGGGGACCCUGGUUUUCAGGUAUUUUAUAUAGAAGACAAGCACUAUUUUAAUUACUUUAUCUAAUAAAUUAAAAAAUAUUCUAGGUCUGUGUUGGCCUGUAAAACCAUAUGGGAAGUAUGUCAGAAGAUUGCCGAUAAAGCUGAUCGUUGGAUUCAAUUUCCGAACUCAAGGGAUGCGAUGAAAAAUGCCGAGAUUCUAUGGUCCCAGAAUCAAAAGUUCCCUCACACAAUUGGCGCAAUUGAUUGUACACAUGUGGCAAUCAUUAAACCACAUACCCACGGUGACGAGUUCAUCAAUAGAAAAGGGAUUGCCUCCUUCAACGUUCAGGCAACGUGUAAUGGCCAAGAAAUAUUCACUUCCAUCGACUGUUCGUGGCCCGGCUCCGUGCAUGAUUCGAGAAUUUGGAGGCAUUCGGCUAUUCAUAAUAUCAUGCACGAAAACUCUUCUGGAGAACUUCUGUUGGGGGAUGAAGGUUAUGGAAUAGCUCCCUGGAUGAUGACUCCUUACCGUAAUCCAGAUACUCCAGUUCAGUUGAAUUAUAACAAGAUUCACAGUCGUGAAAGGGUCGUUAUUGAACGUGUGUUCGGUCAAGUCAAAAGGCGCUUUCCCAUACUGAAAUCCAAAAUACGCAUUAAAACCGAUAGAGUUCCAGCACUUAUUUUGGCAUGCUUCGUUCUUCAUAACGUAGCUAAACAUUUGGGGGAGCAGGAAUUCGAGGACGAUUUUUCGGACCCAAUUGUUUUGGUACCAGUGGCUCCUGUGAAUGAGAAUAGAAGCAACACCUUAAGGUGA
Molecule: messenger RNA, 1032 nt
Organism: Armigeres subalbatus
Lineage: Eukaryota; Metazoa; Arthropoda; Insecta; Diptera; Culicidae
Product: putative nuclease HARBI1
Exons: 2
Source: RefSeq, a predicted model, not a curated record